Messenger RNA from Malania oleifera, 2732 nucleotides. RefSeq lists its product as uncharacterized. NCBI's taxonomy places the organism in Eukaryota, Viridiplantae, Streptophyta, Magnoliopsida, Santalales, Ximeniaceae. The transcript has 4 exons. The record is from RefSeq and is a predicted model, not a curated record. Gene Ontology annotation, molecular function: protein binding. Bases 388 to 2265 code for a protein of 625 amino acids.
UUUUUGACAUUCGUUGAGUUUAAACAACGCGGCCGGUUUCUGUAGUUUUCCCAAAAAGAAAAAGAAAAAGAAAAAAAAACCAAGCAGAGAAUCGAGAGACACAGACACGCUACCUGCCCUAGCACUCUGCGAAGCUGCGACUGUGCGCAGUGCACGCUCCACCUCGGACCUGCGGGUUUCCUCUGCACCGCCGGACCAGCGACGGCGAGAGGAGUCGCCGGAGUAGGGGCAGAGCAUAGGGUUUAAGUCAUCGUCGGAGUUUUUAGCUUCUUCAGUUUUUUGACUCCAGUACUUCCUAGCUGCAUUGAAGUACUUAUGUGAUCCCAGCAAUCAUGUAAGGAACUGGCUUAAUGCUUUAUGACUUCAGAGUAGUUAGUGAUCUGCAACAUGGAAAAAGUAUCUCCUGACUGUCCAUAUCCAGGAUGCUUCUUCUGUGUCAUGAAGGAAGCAAAUCCAAGUAAGCGCAGAGCAAGUAUUCUUAAAUUUUUCAGGGAACUUCCUUUGCAGGACGAUGAUGGUCAAGUUCUCCCAAUCAGUGGUCUUUGGAACACUGCCAUGGCACAUCCUAAUGACCCCGAGUUUAUUGAAUUAGGAAUAUUUGAGUGCAUGGCUGCACUAAUAUGGAAGGGUUUGAAGAACUGCCGCUGGCUUUCUCAUGAUCAAAAUAUAUAUAUUCCUUAUUAUGCGGCACACAUCAUUGGGUCUUACACGAUGAACAUGGAAGAGUUUGCUGAAAGUGCUGUGCAUGCUGGGGUAAUUCCUCCAUUAGUUGAACUUCUGAGAGGGAGGCUGACUUGGGUUGAGCAGAGAGUGGCAGUUCGAGCUUUAGGACACUUAGCUACUUAUGCCAGCACUUUUCCUGCUGUAGCAAGUCAUGGGGAAAUCCUUGAACUUUCCAUUCAGCUGGCAAUGAGUUCAUUAGAAAUUGUUUACUCUCAUUUUUACCAGUAUGUUGACAUAAGGCUGAGUUAUCACUGUGAUCUGCUUACACGUGGCAUGGGUGGUGUUGAAAUGGAGUCAAGAAAGGCAGAGGAAUGGGCUAGUCAGUUGCAGUGCUGGUCCCUUCAGCUUAUUAAUUGCUUUGCAUUUAAACCUGAGUUUCUUUCUAUUAUAUGCAAGCCUGAGUUUUUAAUGAAGCUACCGGGCAUGUGGGGUGGACUUGUUAAUGAAAAUUCACCAGCUGGUAUUGGCUUAUUACGAACAAUUUGUCAUCAUAAGCUUGGAAGGGGUCCUGUUGGUAGCUGUUCAGGUAUUGUUGAAGCAUUGUGUAACAUUGCCCGCUCAUCAGAUGAUUGGCAAUAUAUGGCUGUUGAUUGUCUUCUAUGGUUGUUCCAAGAUACAAGUACUUGCCAUAAGGUGAUUGAUAAGGCAGUUUCGGUGCUAGUAGACCUUUCGGAGAUCUCAACUCUUGGGGACCACAAAAAACUUGGGGAUUCUAUUGUUAAUGUUCUUCAGGAAUGCAUCCAAUCACAAGGGGCAGGACGUAUCACUAACCGCACAAAAGAGCUGAUUGAGGAAGUUUUAAAUUCCAGACAGAGAUUGAAAUGGGAAAAGACCAUGCCAAAAGAAGAUCUCCAUAUUAAACAGGCAGCUGCACUUGUUGUCAAGCUUGAAGGAAAUUCCUUGUUCUCGUCAGGAAAUAUAUCUGGAGCUGCAUCAAAAUACUCAGAAGCACUGGCAUUGUGCCCAAUGAGGUCCAAAAAAGAAAGAGUUGUGCUGUACAGCAAUCGAGCUCAGUGUUAUCUUUUGAUGCAACAACCCUUGGCAGCCAUAAGUGAUGCUACACGUGCACUUUGUCUCCAUAAUCCUCUUAAUCGUCAUGCCAAAAGCCUUUGGAGACGAGCUCAGGCUUAUGACAUGCUUGGGUUAGCCAAAGAGAGUUUGUUGGAUGCCAUUUUGUUUAUAAAUGAGUGUUCUCAGUCGAAUGACCCUGAUCUCUCCUUGAGGCAAAACAAGGUUCCUGAUUAUGCUGAGCGAUUAGUUAAGAAGCAGAUGCGUGCUGCUUGGUUAUUCAGGGAUGCAGCUAUUAAACAUGGAGGUGUCCACUGUGAGGGUGAUGCUGGUGAUAUCUAUGGUCCAGAGACUGAUGAUUCUGAAUGGGAGACUGCGAGUGAAAGUGAUGGAGAAAAUGAUGGAAGAGAUGAAAUUGGUGGUGAUGAUUGUGAAUGGAAGAAUGGGGAUGAUAGGAAAGACAAGUAUGAUAAACCUUCUGUUAAAGACAUAAAGCAUGGAUACAAUAUGCAGCUUGUGGAAGAUGAGCCAUGAGCGUAAGACCAGGGACGCUUCUCUUGAAGUGCAAACAUGGGCAGAUGAUGAUAUAAUGGAAUCAGGAAGUUUGCUGCUUUGGCUGUGGUAUCACAUUCAGCUCCUUGGCCUCCUUGAGCUCACCCCACCAUGUGCAUAACAAGCAGUUUCAUUGGAAGCUGUUGGGAGCUGAAUCUGUCUGUUUGUGUUCUAAAUAAAUCCUUUUCUACGCGUAAGUGUUUUGUGUGUAUGUGUGUGCGUGAAAAAAAUUCAACUGGAGAACAGAAUGUUUAGGGGAGGUAAGGCCUUGUUCUCCCCUCUUUUUUUUUUUUUCCCUUUUUUUCCUUCCUCUUUUUUGGGGGUGAGUAAUUUAAGAAACUGGUGUAUAGAGAACGUUUCAAGGGCUUUUGAUUUUUGAACCAUCCGUCCUUUUCUAGGGGAUUCUGAUUUUUAUUCUUUGAAUGGCAAUUGUGAUUUUUUUUGUUCUU